CACGGUGACGCAGAAGAAGCGCGGCCAUGGCGCCACGUACAUGAUUCAGUGUGCCAAGAACUACUACGCGGCCUCGGGUGAAGAUCCCGACUACAUCAAGUGCAACGACGGGAAAUGGAGUGCCUUCCUUCUCGUCUGCAUGGGUGAGGACUGCCACUCGAUUGCGUCAGUCCUUGAUGUCUCCACCUUGAUGUGUCCAGAAAACUGCAAGGGCCUGCCUCGGUACGAGUUUCGUUAUGUGGCGACCCCGAUAGAAUCCCCGUCGGGCACCGCCCCGGUGUAUCGACACAACGCCCGGUUCAACGUGACCUGCGCCCCAGGGUUCGGCCGCAUCGAGGGCCCUGCGGAGGGGUGGGAGGUCAUCAAAUGCAUCGACGGCGGAUAUGUCCAGAAGACACUCAGAUGCGGGAGUAAGUCAGCCAAUCGAAACGAUCUAUGACGCAAGAGCCACAUGGGUGUUUCGUUCAUCAAUCAGAGGACUGUGAGGGCGAGUUUCCCUACAAAGAGGGCUACAUCUUCUCCGCUCCCGCCGGCCACAUGCCUUACUACUACGACCAGCCUCCAUGGGAGUCCCGCAACGCAUCCGCGAACGCGUCCACGCCCACCGGCUUCAUUGGCCAGCAGCAGCAACUCACGCCCAUCGCGUGGGGGCCCAACAUGAUACAGAAGGGGGCAACUGACAAGUGUGUCAGCCACAGUGGCGCUCGAAGCAGCAGCACAACGACUGUGUCACCCCAACUCGAGUGCGCGCUAGACGGUGCGUCGCAGCUGAGCGCUGCGGAUGAGACACUACCAUGGCCCCAGCACCCUCCACACAGCUUCUUCGAGCACGCGAGAGAGCUGCAUGUCAUAUGGCUGGACCAGCCUUCACAGAGGGGCCUUAGUACCGGACAAACUCCAAGCCACAGUACGAACGAUACACGAAGAACAAAGCAACGAGCAGCUUCCCGGUUGAUGUCUCUGUCAUUCAGUGAGGAAUGUGGCAGUGAAGAGGCAUGCAUAUCAGAGCAGCACACAGAAAGAGGCGAGUGCCAGUCGAGCUGUGGAUGGCAACCGCAACACGGACUUCAGAAGCGAAUCAUGGUACGAAUGCCGCCUUGAGGUGAUGAGAUAGAGCUGACUCACUGACUCAAACAAACACGCCACUCGAAUGAAUCAAUCCCCUGUGGUGCACUGUGGUAUGUCUCUUUGACUGCAGUGCUGAGACCGACCCGAACUGGCCAGAGGCUAAUCCAUGGUGGGUGAGCGGCUGCUGGCCAAUCAAUCCGUGCUAUUUCUUGACACCUGCCGUCUGCCAGGUGGUAUGUGGACCUAAACGAGACAAAUGACGUCAACAACGUCGUCAUAUACGCCGACAGUGUCAAGUUCCGCGAGUAAGCCAGACGGACUUAUACCCAGGCAGUCAGUCGUCAACCGAAAGGAAUGCGACUUCAUAUUCGCAUCUCGCCACCAAUGCUUUGUGUCUGUCUGUGGUCAGUCUGAUUGGUGCUAUGGUGUACGUGGGCAUGUCGUCUGUGCACUACAGCAACAACACCCUCUGCGGCACCGUGCACGAGAACACCACGGCCGUCAUUGGCCUCACGUGCAACACGACUGUGUCAGGGCGGUAUGUGUGGAUCGUCAACGGCUUGGGGGGACAGCAGCAAAGCAACUCAUUCUGUGUGAGGUCGAGGCAUAUGCGGGUACGUCAGCAGGCAGACAAAGAUACACGUGUGCAUUUCACGUCGAUGCUGCUCACAUCAUUGCCUGGAUUCUGUCUCUUGCAGGUGGCCGAUCGAGUAUGUCGCUGGCCGUCAAGCAAAUAGAGGCACUAUAAACCGCAGCUGCAUCCAUUCGAUCUUUCCCGCUGUGCUCUCUUCAUCAGAUUUGGCAAGUGGCAAGACAGCCUUUCAGGAGCCGCACACCGACCGCGGCCAGGACUGGUCGCCACAGCAUGCCAUCGACGGCGAUUAUACAACGAUCGACGAGGGUGGCUCGUGCGCACACACAUCAGACCUUCAACCAUCUGACGCCCCGUGGUGGGCCGUCGACCUGGGAGACGAACGAACUAUCGACGUCGUCCGUGUCUUCACACGAGACCCCACAACCAAGUGGAAUGAGAGGUGAGUGACGGAUGAUUGGCGAAAGAGCAAGGAGUGGAUGGGGGGACGGAUGGAAGGACAAAUGCUUGCUGUUCUGCAGGCUGUGGGGCGUCCAGGUGCGCAUUGGUCCGUCGCGCAACUGGAAAGACAACGACUUGUGCGGGUCGCUGCCCAGUCCAAUGGCCAACAGCAGCGCGCAACAGAUGUGGUACGACAUCGGAUGUGACAUGCAGGGCCAGUUUGUGUUCCUGGUGGGCGGCAAGGAGCAGACGGCCAACGACAUGAACGAUGGCAUCCUCGAUGUCUGCGAAGUGGAAGUCUACGGUCAGGGAAGCACUAUGACAAUCAAAAUACAUCGACGGGUCUAUUUGUGUGUGAUUCAAGCGUUCCAUGAUUGAUGCAUGAGUUCAGGUCCGUGCGGCGAUGGCUACUUGGCACCGAUUGCUUAUGAGGAGGUAAGCAUGCCAGACGAGAGAGGAGAAUGUGUCCUGUUGUCAUGAUAUCUGCAUUGAUGAUGCGACCGCAGUGUGACGACAAGAACGUUUUGUCGGACGACGGCUGCUCGUACGACUGCAAGGUGGAACCGGGCUGGUUCUGCACCAACCCUCGAGGACUCGACAAGCCAUCUGUCUGCAUGAGUGAGUCAUGCACACAGACACAAGAAGACAUGCCACGGGUUGGUCCAUCCAUUUGGCAGGGACAGGGGUUGCCGAUCAGACGAUCCCUUCUCCCAUCUCUUUCCUGCAAGCCGAUCCGGCGGUCAAGACGAACAGCUUGGGGGUAAGCUGUCCACUCGCCAAGGAGUGAAUACGAGCCAGCCAAUAUCCGUGUGGACAGAGACCGGUUCCGGGCGAUUGCGUCCCUGACGCCACUCGGCACAAGCAGUGCCAGGACGACUGCGCCAAGAUCGGCGGCAUUCUGUCGUCCGUCGAGGCACAUCCCAACGCAUGCUGUCCGAAGGCCUGCGGCACGUGUGGUGGGGAAGACUGUUACGACAGGCCAGGUCGGUACGACUGCUGUGCGGGAUCAAUUGAAGACAAAGAGGACAUGUGCGAGGCCACGGACAAGCCGCCCUGCCUAAUUGAGGGCGACACCCAUAUCCGGCUAUCCACAACACCUCAACCCACGAAAGAACCUGAGGGCGAGACCAAACAGCCAGUUGAGAGACCAGGUGAGAAGAAGCAGAGAAGGCAUGAUGAGCUUGGCUGUUCCUGCUUCUCUGACCUCUUCAGUCAGCCCAGUCCAGGUCGGCGUCACCAAAACUGAUAAGAGAGAUUGGGUGACCGUCAAGACUUCCUCCUUCCCCAACCCAGUAUGUCUAGCGGCUGCAUACAGACCCAUGUUUGAAUGACCCCAUCAAUGGUUGGUUGGUUAAUCUUCUGGCUGCAGGUUGUAAUUGGCGGAUUGCCUGACAUGCGUGGUCCUGACGAGGCCGUUGUACGGAUCAGAAACGUCAAGCCGGGCUCUUUUGAGUUGAAGCUCGACGAGCCAGCGCCCUGCAGCGACCAAAUCCACGGAGAGACGCCCAUCGACUGGAUGGUAGUGGAAGCCGGCGUGUACCCCCUCGACACGGAAAUGGGUCUCACAGUGGCCGCCGGCACCGUGCCAGUGGCUGGAGACAAGAAGUUUGUGCAAGUCGCCUUCCCUCCUGAGGCCUCAUUCACCGACGCGCCCAUACUCCUCGUUCAAGUGGGUGAAGGGAAAAGGGGGCCAGACAAUUUAAAAGGUCUAAAGCUGUUAUAUGUGCACAUGCAGGUCCAGAGCUACACGAGUGGUCGCGUAUUUGUGAAGCAGCGUGUUAAGGGCCUCAGCUCCAGUGGUUUUGAGGUGGCUCUCGAGACGCAGGGGGAAUCACUGGCAGACCCCAAGAACGAAGCCAACUUCGGGCAGGAGGUCCUUGGCUGGGUGGCCUUCUCAUAUCCGCAGAAGGGCGUGCUGGAGGUCAAAGAACUGAAGGCAGCGAUCAUUGCAGGCAUCACGGUAUGUGACUCGCAGAGAAUGUGUGCUUGCAUUUUCCUUUCUCUGCUCAUCCAUCCAUCCCUUCAGCCUGCGGAGGUGGAUGAAAAGCCUUACAAGAUCAACUUCGGCGCCAGCAUGCCGGACGCGCACUUAUUCGCGUCGAUCGUCACCUACAAUGGAUGGGACGCUGCACGUAUGCGCAUACACACGUAUAGGCGUCUUGCCACCUGACCCACGCACACACACAUGGGGCGCAUUGCUGAUUUGUUGCAGAGCUGCGUGUUGCCAAGCAGGAUGAGCAGGGUGCGGAGAUAUUCAUCCAGGAGGAGACAUGCAGCCCAUUGUAAUCGACCGACCAACCACAGAUAGAGCCACAUGUCGCCGCUUCACCGUAAUUGUCUGUUUGUGUUCUUGCUCAUUCAGGGUCCUUCCACACCCGAACAGGGAGAAGGUUUCGUGGAUGGUGAGGCCGAAGUGGUCAGGAUACUAUAUACACCAAGAUGUCGGGUGAACUUCUGUCCAUGCAGGCCAUGGGCGCCCUGGAGUCGACUCCCCUUACCACAACACAGACGCCAACAACACAAGUGCCCACGACUACUGCCCCACCUGCCGCGACGACUCAGGCGCCAUCUUUUGAAACACCGCAGCAAGAAGGGCAGCCGCCCACCACACAAGCCCCUGGAGAAGAACAAGCCGAGAAUGAGGGCAACCAAACCUCUCCGACGGGGCCACCAGAAGCUGGUGCUCCCGCCAAUGAAACUGCGGCACCGCCCGAGGAGGUGCCCGAGGGCACGCAUCCAUUCAACAAGACCGAAGAAGAGGAGAAGCUCGACGAGAGAAAACAAGAGCUUGAGGCCAACGAAUCAGAAGAAGGCGCAGAGUCCGAAAAGACAGCCAAGAAGCCUGAGAACGAGACCGCAGCAGUUGCGCCGCCACACGUGCUGCCAUCCGAAUGCCAGCGCAGCCCCCGGCUGCACAAGGCGUGCAUCGAGGCAUGUGAGGACAUCGGUGGGCUGCUGUCCCAAAGUGCGCCGAAUCCCAAUGCGUGCUGCCCCAAGACAUGCGGCACGUGCGGCAGCAACGACUGUGAGAAGCGCCGAGGCGGUCCCGACAGCUGCUGCCCUGCUAAGAUUGUGGCCGCAGGCAAGAUAUGCGGGCAGGACACCGACAAGCCGCCGUGUCUCAUUGCUGUCGAAGGCGCGUCAGCCAAUGAGACAACGGGCGAGCGCAACAGGACAGACCUCGAGGGAAAGCCUGAAAUUGAACCCCCCAAGGAGCCUGUCUGGUUAUUCGACUACGCCCGUGCCAGUCAUGACCCGGGCCCGCUGAUUCCCGAUGGGACCAUUCGCAAGGUGCAGUGCCGCCAGUCGGUCGGCUAUCGGACAUACCAGGGCAUGGAACCCGAAGCGCAGAUCACGUGCAUUGACGGCGUGUGGACAUUCCUCCCCCUCAUGUGCAAAAGUAAGUGGCUGAGAUACGCCAGUAGACGAGACAGAAGGUCACUUUCUCUCUGUGUGUGUAUGUGUGCUUUUCAGGGGACUGUCCUCUUCUGUAUUUGGCAAAGAAUGAGAAUGAUCCGGGCCCAGGAGACGACACGGUGUACAUCCCUUACCAGUUCGAGCUCAAAGACCCAGCACAAAGCAUGAAGUACGUCAAGACGGGUGAUUCCGAUCAGGAGCUGCCCGUCCACGGCGUGUCCAUCACACUGAGGUGCCGUGACAGCGACAUUCCCGGCCAGGCCUGGCACGCCGUCGUGGGCGUCGACGGGCCAAACGCUGGCGUGGAUGACGCCUUCGGGAGAAUGAAGUGCGUCAAUGGGGAAUGGUCGGCAAUCACUCUCGUCUGCGCAAGUGAGGUCACACUUGCAAGAGAGAGAGAUUCACCUCAAGUUCACUUGUUGGGUCUCUCUCUCAUUGGUUGACGCACGCAGAGGAGUGCUCCAAGACGGAUUUCCUGGAGCUGGUCCCAGCCAACGCAUGGGCGAUGAGCGGUCUCAUGACUGACGCGACGGCCCUGCCACCCGAGGGCGGCCUCUGGGACAGCGCACUGGCCGAGACGUUCCUGCACGGCAGCAUCCUAAGCAUCGCCUGCAACACGGACUCGUCGCCCGUGUACAAGUGCACAACCGCCGAGGGGCUCGAGUCGGGCGAGAACGUCACGGAGGUGGUGGUGCCUGAGGCGAAGAAACCUCCCAACACAGUCCUGACCAAUGAGACCAUCGUCUGCAAGAACGGCACCUUCACGCCAACCACCAUGAGAUGCGAACGUGAGCAGAAGACACACUCUUGGACGUAAUGUCUCUCUCGCUCUGUGUGUCUGUGGGCAGGGAUGUGUGAGCUUCUGCCACUCGAGAAGCGUGUACAGCAGUCCAACGGGUACCUGGUCAAGACGCUGAUCGACCCCUACUACCUGGCGAGGGCAAGCUGCCGAGCGGGGGCUGUGCGGCCAUCCUGUGCGGACGGGCAUCCACUGCCCGACAGACCUACCACAUCAAGAAGACCAAGACGCCGAGCCUCGUCUACUGCGUCAACGGAAACUUCUCCGCCAUCGAACUCUCAUGCAAACGUAUGUACGCGUCACUUCAUUGGCCUGCCUGCUCACGGCAACACGUACACUGUUUGCGUAUCUUUCAUAUUCUGUUGGCGUGCAUCCAUAUAUCCAUCCAUCCAUACAGAGGAAUGCGGCGAGUUGCCCGUGUCGGACGUGCGCUACAUCGCCCUGCAGCACAACGGCCUGGCGCCCGGCAGCACCACUCCCCCUGAUGUGCCCAUCCGGCUAGAAUGCCAGCCUGGCUACUCGCCAUCCGUGGGCAGCGCCCUCGCCCUUCAGGGCAAGCACUCGGUCGGGAUGGGUAUCAGCCAGGCCUUUGAGGAGAUCCUCUGUGAGGACGGCGCCUGGUCGCAAGUCACGCUCGACUGCCGAGGUGUGCCUGUAUGCACGAGAACACGGCCCAAUCAAUCUGUCUUCUUUCUUUUUCUGGGUUGUGCUUGCGGCGUCCGUCCGUCCUUCAGCCGAUUGUGGCGAGCCGCCCUUGCUGACUCCUGCCGAGGCGUACGACGUACGUGGUGAGGGCGUGACGCAUGGGUCUUUCCGCGACAUCCAGUGCGCCGAGGGCUACACACCAGGCGUCAAGGGCACCGCAGCCGCCACCACCAUACACUGCCAUGACGGACAGUGGACCAUGAACCGCAUCGUCUGCUACAGUGAGUGAAGUCUAGUGUGUGUUUGUGAGCAGUCAUGGCUUUCGUCUGACAUCUCGGACGGAUGCGCGUGUCAUGUCCUCCAGAAAACUGCCCCGAGUAUGGCACGUCGGUGCCCAUGGACAAUACCAGGAUGAAGUGGAGUUAUGAGACUUCAUGUAAGGCCGACAGACAGACAGACACAAGAUAAUCUAACGUUGUGAGUGUGUGCCAGUGCGGAUACAACGGAAGGUCGAAGGCGCUGCUCAAGAACAAGAGAGCGACGGCACUGCAGCUGGAUCGGCAGCCAAUGCAACCCAGUUCAUAGACCAAGGCAACGACAACGCUACCACAAACAACACACACGGGAGUGGUGCUGCUGCCAAUGAGUCGGAAAUCGACGAGAUGGCCCACGGCAGCCUGGUUCGUGUGUGGUGCGACCCUGAUGGCGGCUACUACCACCACCGUGAUCCCCAGGCCUUCAUGCACCUCAUAUGCUUCGACGGCGAGCACACGCGACCCGACCCACUGCUCUCACUCGUACUGCCACUCGAAUGCAGAAGUGAGCGAGACACGACCACCAGCGCCCUGUCUCUCGCCCACCAGCAUGAUUGCGUGUGUUGUGUUGGUUUGUUAGGGGCGUGUGACAGGACCCCCGAAGAGACAUACGGCAUGACGGCCGAGAAUGGCUACCGCACACUGGAUGAGGAGACCUCGACGUCUGAGUCCACCAUGUACCACGGCACCCUGCGCAAGAUCGGGUGCCUCACCAGCACCCACACCGCCGAAGUCAACUUCGACGCCAAGAGCAGUGGGGCGGACAAGUGGCCGGGUGAGAUGAUCGAGACGGCCGCCCACGACGAGGCGGGCCAGUGGGACCCAAUUGAUGUGCUUGAAUGCGACGACGGCGAAUGGGUCGACCGCAAUCUCCAAUGCUGGAGUGAGCGAGCAAGCAAGGGAGGACCCACAGCAACAAGACGGCAUACUCAUCUCUGUUUGUUUGUCUGUCUACCUGUCUGAUUCCUUGAUCAGGGAAGUGUCCCGAGUACAAGCCGCCCAACCCAGAAAGGUAUCAGGUGUUGGUGCCCGAGGGGGAGACCAUCCCCUUCAAGAAGUUCCCGACUGUCGCACACGGCACUAGGAGACAGAUACAGUGCAAUGCCAAAAGGCAAGCUGCCGACGAACCGACCCACACCGACACCCACACACACACACACAGGCAGACAAACAAGGGGGACCGGUUGGCUGUGGUGCGGUGGCAGGAUUACGAGCGGCACUUUGAAGGGCUUCCGGUCGGGUUUCUACAGCCCUCAGAUGAUGCUGCAGUUCGGCCCUUUGUUCCUCGACAAGAAGAUCGGCGAGAAGGCACAGAUGGUGGAAUGCAAAGACGGCGAGUUCGACACGACCACACUCGACUGCCAAAGUACCUAGCUGAGUGGCGCCUUUCCUUCGUGUGACUGACUGGCGCAAACGGCACUUUGGCUGCCUGGCUAUAUCCGCGUGUGUGUGCAGAGAUGUGUCCAUCGAUUGGCGACAAAAUGCAGGAGCUGUGUAGGGACUUCUACCUGCAAUUGGGGCCGGCAGACCAAGACGAGAUGGGGCCGUGUAAGGGCAAAGGGGGCAAGGCGAAGAAUGACUGCAUCAAUGCACGCUGCAAGGACCUCAAGGCGGCCCAUACGCCUUAUCGGAUCAUCAAGUCGCUCAUCGACCCCGACACCGCCACCACGAAGAUCGUCGGCGACCCUGACCCGACCAAGAUGGACACUUUCCCACACUUCUCGAGAAAGGUAACGCACCCAGCCGGGAGCAUCCACCGACCGCACUCGGCUUUCGUGGAAUCUUGUGUCGUGUCUGUGUGUCGAUCAAUUGAUGUGUGUUGCAGCCUGCCGACGUGCACCUGGUGAUAUGUGACGAGUCCAAGGGUUAUGCGCCAACACACAGGGCCGUGGUGGAUCUGUCCGACCCCGAACAUGACCCCUUCGCCUCCAGCAUCGUGGGCGCAAUCGAUUGCUAUGACGGGCAGUGGUCAGACCUACCAUUCAGAUGCAAAAGUAACCAAGCAACCAGAGAGAGCACUAGCAGCACAUAUGGGCAGUGCAUGUGUGUGCCGAUCGGAGAUGCUCUCUAUGGGCGUGUGUCUUCCUCAUCAGAGGGCUGCAAGGGUCCGUUCGAUUCGGAGCAGACGUCCAACAUCAAGACCGUCAUCAUGGGGGGCGAAGUCGAUAUCACCACAGUCGGUGGUGAGGCAGUCUGGUUCAAGAAAAUGGCGGCGCUGCAGAUCGACGGCGCAAUCGCCCACAAUUUCACCGGCGGGCCCUUCGACGACACACUCGACGAUCAGGAUUACUAUUACUAUCCUUCGGCUGACGUCGUCGACGUGCAUGACCUAAUGGAUGCCCUGGACACAGAUGAGCUGUCAUGGCGCAAUCAGACAUCCAACGACGCGACGGUCCCCUCCUCGUUCCGCGAGGCCCUCUCGGCGUUGCAGGACAAGUCUUCAUCAAGCAGAAGGAGAUACAGUUCGUGCAGUUGCGACGCAGAGAAAAAGACGCUGAUGAGCCUCGAUAGCGAGAUCAGCCGUUUUAGGACGGACAUCCAACGCCUCAAAGACCAGGCCAAGAAAUCGCGUGAGGAGCGGGAGAAGAUCGAGAGGGAAAGGGCGCGGCGGGCCGGGGCCGAACAACACAAGGGGCAGUUCGGUGUCCCGUACAGCACAGCGGAGCUGAAGUCAGCGCGCAAGUACACGGGGCCCCUCAACACCCGCAUGUGGCGACGUCUCAAGAAGGACUACUUCGGCAUGGACUACGUCAUCAACAAGAAUUCAAAGACCACGAAAAGCUUCAUCCAAGAGGAGAGCACUGAGGAGACCCUGACGCACCAACAACAACAACAGAAGGCCGACCCGAGGACCUUUCUGCAGACCGAGCACACACAGACACAGACCCUCACUCAGCCCUACCCAGCCCGUAUAAGGUGCAGGAGGAGAUACGGCCAAAGGAAGGUAUGCAAUGAGUGCUGCCCCGAGCGCUACAAAGCCCAGAUCGCUCAAAAAAGGGGAGCAAAGGAGUCUUUGUCGGCGGAAAAGGCCACGGUGGUGAAAAAGGCUCAGGAAGCGGCGGCGGUGCUCAACGCGCUCAAGUCCAAAAGCUGGGGCCUCAUCAAUGACGGCUUUCAUAUAAUGUGGGGCCCCGGUAAGCACACGACUGACGCAGAGAGGGAUACACACGGACGCAGAGCAGAGGACGUGUGUCUCUGCCUUCCUUUUCUUUCGUAUGCGAUGGGGUGGCUCACUCAGGGUGUUGUGACUUUCGCAACUGUUGGUUGAGGCGUAGCGUUGCCGGAAGGAUGAACUACUGCACCAAUUGGUACUACGGCGAGGGCACAUGGGUGGUGAUAGACAUUGGUCAGCACGGCGCAUCCCCUACGCCGGACGCCCAGGGCAUUGAGGUCUACUCCAUCUGCUCAGCAGGCCGCUUCACCGACCCAGUCAUCCCCAGCACCUAUCAGAUUAGGCUAUGAUCCCCCCACAUCCAGCCAAGAAGACCACCGAAGGGCGCCCCAUUUUCCAACUGACCGACCACAAAUUCAUUCCCCAAGAGACGAUCGAGGAGACAUAUGCGUCCCAAAAGGCAAAAGUAACAAGUCAGAAUUGCAUCGACGGCGGCACGUCGGUCCAUGUAGCGGGCCGGUCCUCGCCAGUGGCCCUUCGGCACGUCAGAGUGGGCGACCGAGUCCUCUCAUGGCGGCCGACAUCACGGGGCGGCAAGGGACAGCCCACAUAUGCCGAGGUCUACUUCAGGCGAAGCUACAGCAAGACAUGGGCAAGGGCCACAACGCUUGCGGUCGGCAAGUUCCUUCCCCCUUUGGUGCUGUCGCCCAACCAUCGGCUACCGGUCUGCCGGCCGAGAGGUCACAACAGCAGUGUUGCUUUGUCCUGGUCUCGUUAUGGGGAUGAUAUUUGUGAGGAUAUCAUUGGUCGACUGGGAGAUGCGGGCAGCUAUAUCCUGAGACAUGUGGCGGCUCAUGAAGUGUUGGCUGGUGACGUGCUCGUGACGGUUAAUCAUUCUUCUCUUGUGGCGAGGGGGAUGGAGGUCUCUGCAGCGCUGCAGGUAGGUAUUCACCCACAUGUUCUUACCGAGACAUGUAUACGUGUCUCUGUGUUUUGUGUCCAGCAUCGUGGGUUUGAGCUGGUCCACACGACUACUGGCUACAUGCUGGCUGGAGGGGCGGUCGUGACGGACUCCGAUGAGCCCCUCGACGAAUUUGUGCCGUGGUCAUUUAUCAACAACCUUGAUGCCAGGUACUUACUCGGUUUCCCUAUGCGCCACAUCAGGCAUCCAACGCCACUAUGACUGACACCCCCCUCUGCCCGCUCCAGGUUGCUUUAUGAGUUGUGGGGUCGUGAUGGGGUCGAAGGUGCAUGGUUCCAGACCUUCUGGAGGUACUUACGAGCAACAAAGCCACCAAGAGAAACCGAAUGGUCAGUCCUUGUUGCUUCUGUGGUGUCUCAGGGCUGUGGCGGCUUACGAUGAGGGCAUGCAGGCCACUGUCAGAGAUGUCCUGCAUUCUCUGAGGCCAUUUGUUCCCUUUCCUGUCAUUUAUGCCGUUUCGCUUUCGGCUGCCCUACUGUUUUGGCUUUGCAUUUUUGGCAUCUUCGCUGUGCCUCUGUUGAUAGUUAUUGUGGCAUGUCGAUACACAUCUUCCUGCAGGAAAUAUGUGCGCGACCGCAGGUCGAUCGCCAUGUGGCUUGCCAAGCUCUUCAGGAUUAAGGCCAAGGCUGCAUGAGUGCUAUGGGCCACUUUAUGGGCACUCGCAACACUAGAUGCGUCCAUGUGCGUGCUUUGGUAAUAUAGGCUUACCGACC
This is a messenger RNA of Vitrella brassicaformis, 12083 nucleotides long. Lineage: Eukaryota; Vitrellaceae. The record is from the annotation of a GenBank genome assembly.